Messenger RNA from Caenorhabditis angaria, 344 nucleotides. NCBI's taxonomy places the organism in Eukaryota, Metazoa, Nematoda, Chromadorea, Rhabditida, Rhabditidae. The record is from the annotation of a GenBank genome assembly.
AUGUUGAUUUUAUUCUCAAUUUUCGUAAUUUUCCCAAUUGUUUUCGCGGAUUUCGAACCCUCAAUUGAAUCGUGUUUGGCGUGUCAGGACAAAAAUCUGACAUUGGCUCAAGACAUCGUGGGAAAGGUACUACUAAAAUUAUUUUUAAAUUUUGGAAAAAUCUGAAUUUACUUCAGGAAUGCAAAGAUCGAUUUGAUAACGAGGCGUUGAUUGCUCAUUGUAAGGAGCCGAUUGGGGAUAAAAUAAAAGCGGUGAAAAAAUGGACGCAUGUCGGACAUUUUUAUGAUAUGAAAAGUUGCAUUCAGGCGGAAUUGUGUCCGAAAAUGGAGCAGUGUAAAUAUUGA